CGCCGGAAAAACUUCCAGCCUUUGCGACGGGUCGCGGGCUGUUUUGGGGUUAGGUUUUUGUGGACACACUUGCAGGCGUUACCAAUAUCCGCCACUGCGCAUGGCGAGGGAUCUGAUCGGGCCGGCUCUGCCGCCGGGCUUCAAGGCCCUUGGAACAGCAGAGGACAAGGAGCGGGACCCCAGCCCGGUUGCAGGACCAGCUCUACCUCCUAAUUAUAAAAGCAGUAGUUCAGAAUCAUCAGACAGUGAUGAGGACAGUAGUUCUUUGUAUGAAGGAGGGAAUCGAGAAUCUGAAGAAGAUGACACCGGUCCACCUGCAAGAAAACGGGAGAGAAAUCAAGGUGACGAUGAUGAUGAUGAAGGAUUUUUUGGACCAGCCCUUCCUCCUGGAUUUAAAAAGCAGGAUGAUUCUCCUCCGAGGCCUCUAAUAGGUCCUGCAUUACCACCUGGUUUUAUUAAAUCUACACAGAAAAGUGGCAAAGGCAGAGAUGAUCCACGACCACAAGUAUCAUCAUGUCUCAACUCUGAGGAAACAGAUAGCAGUGAAGAUGAAGACAUUGUUGGACCAAUGCCUGCAAAAGGACCCGUUAACUAUAGUGUAACGACAGAGUUUGAAAAAAGGGCCCAGAGAAUGAAAGAAAAACUGACCAAAGGAGAUGACGUUUCAGCUAAACCAGUUACAAGGGAGUUAUGGAUGACUGAGCUUCCUCCAGAAUUUAAAGACUUUGGUCUUGGGCCCAGAACUUUUAAGAGAAGAACAGAUGACAAAUCUGGAGAUCGAUCAGUCUGGACAGAUACUCCAGCUGACAGGGAAAGGAAGGCUAAGGAGACACAAGAAGCAAGGAAGUCACUCAGUAAGAAGGAUGAAGAACAUAUAUUGUCAGGAAGGGAAAAGAGAUUGGCUGAGCAGGUGUCCUCAUACAAUGAAUCAAAAAGAUCAGAAUCUCUUAUGGACAUUCAUCAAAAAAAAAUAAAGAAUAAAUCUGCUGAAGAUAAAACUAAGCCCCAAGAAAGAAUACCAUUUGACCGUGAUAAGGAUCUUAAGGUUAAUCGGUUUGAUGAAGCUCAGAAAAAAGCCCUAAUUAAAAAAUCUAGAGAACUAAAUACCAAAUUUUCACAUGGCAAAGGCAGUAUGUUUUUAUAAGGGGACUUCUCUGCACAAUGAAGAAAAGUUGAAGAACACUCUUAUCUGUUGGUCCACUGUUAUUACUUUUUUUAAGCUACUUACUAUUAGAGAAUACUUUAGUCUUAAAAACCAUACGAACUCAUCUUGUUCUCUGCAUCCUUAAAAUCAUGUGGAAGCAUAACAUAAUAUCAGUGUUUCUUAUGUAGAACAGAAUUUUAUGUGUUUGGCUUCCAAGAAAGCAUGGGCUUUUCUUCAAAUAAUUAUUCUGAGGAUUCCCCCCACCAUGCCCUAAUUUUUGUGAUGUGUCCCAAGUAUCCUCUUAGAUCUGGUCAGGACUAUCUGAAGCCUGGACCUCCUCGUUGGAUAUUAUUAACCUACCUAGAGCGAGUGCGUCCAGUACUUAAAGUAAAUCCAAGGAUUUGAAAUUGUUUGGCUAUUUCCUUUCAACUGCAAGGAGUGAAUACAUAUUUACAUGAAAAAAGUACAUAUGGAGAAUUUGACUGUUUCAUUAACAGUUUGUUUAUUUAGGGCUUUUUAUUUGUGGUUUGUGUUUUCUGGUGUGUUUAAGUCAGAAAGGAAUCUCUGUUAUUUCAUGUUCUAAGGAAAAAGUGUUUGAUUUUUUUUCAACUUUAAUAAGUAUUUAUAGGGGAAGCGAUCUGAGGAACAAGACACAUCAGUGCCCACAAGCAGUGUGGAGUCUAAGACACAGCUCUGUGACCUCACCCAAAGCUUUCUAAGUCUUUAAAUUCUGCUUUGAGAUGAUCUUACUUUAUCCAUUUAUAUUUAACAGAUUUUAGCUAAUUUAUUGGGGACAGAUCUUUUAUAUCAGUCAUGAAUAACCUUUUUUGAAAAAAAUGAAACUCGGUAAUCAUAACCACACUAAUGGAACAUUAUAAGUUUGUAAUGCUAUAAGUACUGCCUCUUUAGAUGUUAAAUAGAAAAUUCUAAAUGGUUAAAGCCUAAAUUCAAAUUCUGUAAAGUUAUAUUUUCUUACAGGUUAAUCUUAGCCCUUCUACUAGUUCUGUGUUCUAGUUUUGAUAAAGCACAAGGUUUUAAUGGGAAAAGAUUCUGAUUCCUAGUUAUUUAGGCUCUAUGAAAAAUUGAGUAAACUGUUCAGAGAAUAGUAAAAAUUAUUCUUCUUUUAAUCAUAGCAGUAUAGUGAUAUUUUCCAUAACAUCUAUGUAAAUAGUAGCCUACUCAAGGAGUGUUGUUAUUAAAAAGAUGAAUUAUUCUCCUAAGUAAAUUCAUGUAAAGGCUUCUUGUUAGAGUUGAACAGAGCUACCUUUUGACCAAAGGUGUCAUUUUUAGUGGGCAGUAUUGUAUAAACACAAAACUUUGUUGCAAGAGCAUCCAUCUAUUGCUUCCAUUUAAUUUUGUUAAAAUUUUUUCCUCAAUAAAAGGAAGAAAUGUUUUCUAUUUCCUCAUCCCUCUAUAGAUUCCUAACAUAUAUUUUUGGGAAGUUUGGUAUUUUUAAAGUAAAAAUGUCAUCUGUGGAUACUUAUUUUUGCUUUGUUUUUACUCUAAAGGGAUAGGGGUAUUUCUAUAUUACGUACUUAACUAUUUCUUCACUCAUACAUGGAGUGUCCAUGACCUUCGCAAAAGUGGGAAAAGCCUGUUCUUUCCAUGAGCUACAUACAACCUUAUUGCCACCUUGGAUCUAAUGUUCUUUCAUGCCACCCUGAGUAUAGUUUUAAUAAAAUGUAAGAACAGACCAGAGUGCCUUUGCCCCCAUGGAGAGUCUAAACCCAAUAUGACAACAAUGGCAAUAAAAGAGCAGAGUAACUGUUGCAUAGAAUGGAAAGGUAUUCAUUUCAUCUCAUCCUCUCUUCCAGGCUGCAAAAGCCCUCAUUAAAUCAAGUCGCCUAUCAAUCAGGUAGAAAAUUGAGAUUGCUGACAUUUUCUAAUAAGAACUUUUUAAUAUACUUCACCUUAGCCAAAUUUUAUAGAACUUCUGCAAUUUAAAAAUGAAAAAUAAGACCUGGCCAUGUGUCUGGGUUAAUUGGAGCACUAUCCCACAGCAAAAGGUUGCAGGUUUGAUCCCCCAGUGGGCAUGCACAGGAGGCAACCAACUGCUGGAUGUUCAUUCUCACUCUCAAUCUCCCUCCCCCUGCCCCCACACCCCCUUCUCUCUCUAAAAUCAGUAAACACAUCCUUGGGCAAGAAUUUAAGAAAAAAAAAUGAAGACAAAGAGCAACACUAAGUUUAAAAAGUAAAGCAGCUACUUUACAUUCUUUACUGUUAAAGGUAACAGACAUUUAAGUUUAUUGUGCCUGCUGUUAUAUAUUUUGUUCUCUAAAUUGUCAUCUGAAAUAAAUGUAGAGGCUUCAAAGAGUAACCAUAUUACUGGUAAAUAAAUGGGGGAGUUGGUGGCUAAAUCCAUAAGAAUGGCUUAUCAGAUAAAUCAAAUCCUUUUUAUAUUGGGCAAAAUGUUGUAAAUUAAGCCCUACUCAAAAAA
This is a messenger RNA of Phyllostomus discolor (pale spear-nosed bat), 3581 nucleotides long. It is a transcript of the gene GPALPP1, whose product is annotated as GPALPP motifs containing 1. The coding region runs from base 101 to 1144 and encodes 347 amino acids. NCBI's taxonomy places the organism in Eukaryota, Metazoa, Chordata, Mammalia, Chiroptera, Phyllostomidae. The record is from RefSeq and is a predicted model, not a curated record. The transcript is spliced from 9 exons.